This is a messenger RNA of Histoplasma capsulatum G186AR, 2739 nucleotides long. RefSeq names its product protein kinase. Gene Ontology annotation, molecular function: ATP binding; protein kinase activity. Gene Ontology annotation, biological process: protein phosphorylation. The coding region runs from base 1 to 2739 and encodes 912 amino acids. NCBI's taxonomy places the organism in Eukaryota, Fungi, Ascomycota, Eurotiomycetes, Onygenales, Ajellomycetaceae. The record is from RefSeq and is a predicted model, not a curated record. The transcript is spliced from 3 exons.
AUGCCGGGCCCCAAGUCUAAGCUCGAGUCCCAGCUGCAAAAGGAUAAGGUUGUCCUCAAGUCGUCGAGCCGGGAAGAUGCAAACCUUGCGCGCGAGAUUCACCACCAUCGUCAAUUCCUCCAUCCGCAUAUAGCUCGAUUGUACGAAGUGAUCGUGACCGAGAAUCUUGUCUGGUUAGCGUUGGAAUAUUGCCCAGGCGAUGAACUCUACAACUAUCUUAGCCGCAAUGGACCGAUGCCGCUUGAGAAAGUCCAACGGAUAUUCGCUCAGCUCGUUGGGGCUGUUUGCUACGUCCACAGCAAAUCUUGUGUGCAUCGUGAUCUGAAGUUAGAGAACAUUUUGCUUGACAAGCACGAAAAUGUCAAGUUAUGCGAUUUCGGUUUCACAAGGGAAUAUGAAGGAAAGGCCAGCUACCUACAAACAUUCUGCGGGACAGUGUGCUACAGUGCGCCGGAAAUGCUCAAGGGUGAAAAAUAUGCUGGGGAGAAAGUGGACGUUUGGAGUUUGGGAAUCAUUCUCUACGCUCUUAUUGCUGGAGAGCUUCCCUUCGAUGAUGAUGACGACCAGCUCACGAAAAAGCGGAUUUUAGUAGAGGACCCCAAGUACAACGAUCGGUUUCCGGAAGAUGUAAGGUCACUGAUCAGUCUGUUACUAUCUAAACGCCCUCUUCUCCGGCCUACCCUGUCCGAAGUCUUGAAUCAUCCGUUUUUGAGCGAGCAUUCCCCACAGCAACAAGCAAUCUUGAAAUUAGCCCGACCUGCUCCAUUCUCAACGCCUCUGGAAAGAACCACGCUAGAGAGGAUGAGAAGUGCCGGGGUAAAUAUAGAUCAGGUAAUUGAAAGCGUACUUGCGCAGCGUUGUGAUGCGCUGGCAGGCUGGUGGGCUCUUCUAAUAGAGAAGGAAGAAAGGAAGGAGAAAAGAAGGGAGCGGAAAAGGCGUGAGAGGGAGGCUGAAGCAAAAAAUUUACGUCGAUUGAGCGCAGCCAGUAGCCGCCUCGAACGGAUAUCAGCUGCACUUGUCGAGGUUGAUGAGGAAGGGCACUCUACCAAUCCACCAAGAAGCAGGGGCAGGAGAGAUAGGAGAAGCAUACCAAACCUUCCAGACCUUCCUAAGCUACCGGAAGCCUCCCUCGUCUCCUCCCCAGCCUCCUCCCUUCCUCCGCCGCCAAUCGAGAAGGAUUCCUCUGUCCGGCCAGCAAGCUCAUCUCGCCAUCGACCAGUACCUCCCCCGAAAGAAAAUCGCAGAUCACGUACGAGUACACUACAUCUCAGCGCAUCUCAGCCUGAUUUAUCGCACCCGCAGAGUAUCUUGAGACGACAUGGCGCACGUCGUCGACAUCAUCCUAUAAUCAGCCAACUCGCAUCUCUUAAGCAUUGGCUAAUUGAAUCAACGAAACGUGCCAAGUCGCCUCACUCGAAAGCAUUUUCUCAUGCAGCAUCGCUUAAGUUUCUUACCGACAAAUCCAGUCCACCUAAGAAUAAGGAUCCCGCAGCCAAACCAGCCCAAACAACCCCUACUAAUGCGACGUUCAACCGGACACAGCAAACCCCAGUUCAGAUGAAACGUUCAUCUACUGCAAGCAGCCUCACACCAAGCAAUGCCUCUUAUCCUGGGGCUGCUCGCUCGGGCUCCCUGUCCCACCAGCCACGACCACUUAGCAUCACGAGUGCCACUCAUAAACGUAAUUCCUUAUCCCCUUCGCCUCUUACCCCCCGGAACUCAUAUCGUCGUUCUUCCACUGGUUUACGUGGGCGGAAAUCCACUUCUUCGUCUGUCUCGUCCAUUCGGAGUAUUCAUCAUGUGCACUCGCACUCUAAAACCUCGUCCAUCUCUUCAAAUAGUACCAAUACGGUAUCGACACCCAUUGCUACGGCCAAGCAAGCAAUUGCCCGAUCUCCGCACCCCUCUGUCAAAGUUCUACCUGCCACUCCAAGUACAAGCAUCCCCUUCCCAAGUAGUAUCAGGCUUGUCCGAGGUGGUGGACCAUCAGCUGUUGGCAGUUCCGCCCAUCCUAAAGGGGCGGCAUAUAGUGCUUUUAACGAAGCUGCUCCGAGUUCCCUCCUUUCUUCUCCAGUAUCGGGGCUUGUUUUCGCUCGCCGAAAAAGGUCAGCAUUUAAGGGUCCGUCCCUUGCCACUUCUGCUGUAUCAGCCUCAAGCGGGCCCGGCACUCCAGGGUUGCCCAAACCGAGGGACGGUGUAGUCGGUGCGAGCUCCGGGGCUCAAGCCGCUGGUUCUGGUGCAAGGAAAAGCCAAAUUAUUGAGGAAGAGGAUGAAGUUCCGUUCGAUUGUGAUGAGGAUAUCGAAGAAGUGGAUACAUUUGAACCCGAUGAGGAAGCAAGCGGGGUUUCCAUGGAUUGCAGAAGCUCCACCGAUGAUGCCCCUACGAUUAACACUGAUCCAGGACCAAUUUCACCGUCCGACCUGGAUGCAAGGGUAUCCCUCGAGUUCGAACGAGCACGGAACACCAUUGAACAGCCAAGCAACGAGCCACAUCUCCUUCCCGCUGCAGACAUCCUUGAGGCGGAAUAUCCUCCAUUCCAUCCAACAGAACAGCCAAUGGGUUCUGAGACCACACAUCCUCCCCGUUCUUCGUCACUAGCUGAGAAACCUGGGUCCUCUGGUCAUGGUGGUGAUGUGUUGCCAUCUGUAAUACUUAACGAGGCGAUUCCCACUGCGGACAGGCCACCUACAAGCCAUUCCACUUCUGCGGAACCCAAAGUCGCUGUUGGAGAGGAAUGA